Molecule: messenger RNA, 3551 nt
Organism: Pseudoliparis swirei
Lineage: Eukaryota; Metazoa; Chordata; Actinopteri; Perciformes; Liparidae
Gene: zfp36l1a
Product: zinc finger protein 36, C3H type-like 1a
Exons: 2
Coding region: 178-1317 (379 amino acids)
Molecular function (GO): mRNA binding; metal ion binding
Source: RefSeq, a predicted model, not a curated record
AGGGGGUGUUCUGCAGGGUCACGCACACACGGGAGCUGACACCAGACAACUCGGCAGACCGGCGCAACUUUUUUUUUCCGCGAGCAAGCAGACACACGUAUAUUUAAUUUUUUUAAUUUUUUAUAAUUUAUUUUUUUGUACUACUUUUUUUGAUUUAAACCGUGGUCCGCUGCAAAGAUGACCGCAGCCGUGGUGUCGCCUUUCUUCGACUUCGAAGUAAUGAACAAGAACAACAAGCUGCUCGGCUACAACAACAACAACCUGGGCGCCCCCCAUCCCAUGUCUGUCUCAUGCACUGGCACCAACGUGCCCAUCUCCAGCCCCGCCGGAGCCCUGCUGGACAGGAAGGCGGUGGGGUGUCCCUCGGUGGGGGGCGUGUACCAGCGGCGGCACUCCGUCAGCAGCACCAAGUUCAGCCAGAACCAGUUCCUGAACAGCCUGAAGGCGGCGGACCACUGCUCGCUCAUCUCGGGGAUCGGCAGCAACAACAACAACAACAACGGCGGCGGCGGCAACAAGGAGAACCGCAUGCGGGACCGCUCCUUCUCCGAGACGGGCGAGCGGCCCCUCAACAAGUGCCUGGGCCCCGCCAGCCCCACCGGCAGCCAGGUGAACUCCAGCCGCUACAAGACGGAGCUGUGCCGGCCCUUCGAGGAGAACGGCUCGUGCAAGUACGGCGACAAGUGCCAGUUCGCCCACGGCAUCCACGAACUGCGCAGCCUGAGCCGCCACCCCAAGUACAAGACGGAGCUGUGCCGCACCUUCCACACCAUCGGCUUCUGCCCGUACGGGCCGCGCUGCCACUUCAUCCACAACGCCGAGGAGCGCCGCGGGCCCCCCCAGCAGCAGUGCUCCCCCCUCGGCUCCUCCAACAAGAUGGACAGGCCUCGGCUGCAGCACAGCUACAGCUUCGCGGGCUUCUCCAGCUCGGCCGGGCUGAGGGACAGCCCCACCUCCGUCACCCCGCCGCCCAUGUUCUUCCCCGACGAGGUGCCCGACUGGCCCAGCAGCAACCCGUUCACCUACUCCAGCCAGGAGCUGGCCAACCUGUUCGGGCCCAGCCUCAACGCGGGCCCCGUGGGCACGGAGGCCAACGCCCCCGCGCCGCCCUCCCCCACGAGCACGCCAUACUAUUUCAGACCCAUGUUGGUGUCCCCCCAGAUGUUCGAUACUCCGUCCAGCCCGCCCGACUCUCUGUCAGACCAAGACGGCUACCAGAGCAGCUCCGGGGGCAGCCUGAGCGGCUCCGAGUCCCCCACGCUGGAUACGACCCGCCGCCUCCCCAUCUUCAGCCGCCUCUCCAUCUCCGAUGAUUAAAAACAAAAGAAAGACUGCGUAGCAAUCCACCGGUUGACUUAAAAAAAUUUUUUUAAGUUCAAUGAUGCGGAGAGAACACGGCACUCCCCUCUACCUCUACACCCCCCCCACACACACACACACACCCCACACCCCACACCCAUCCUCACACCACCGUGUUGGUUCCUUGUUGGCAUUGCAAGGAUCUAGUCAGUUAAAGGAACUCUCUCUCUCUCUCUCUCUCAUCACUUCCUCCAUGUUAAUCUGCGAAGCAAGUUUUUAUUAAAAGUACCCUGCCAUGUGUCAAAGUGCCAAAAAAACAACAACAAAACAGAGGAAAUCGAACAAUGACAAAUCAUGAGAACAAGAAUUGACUGUUUUUCCAGGUGCCACUUGUUGUUAUUUCUCUUUUUUCAUUUAUUCUUGAAUGUGUAGCAGCACAAGUGGCCUUGGAAAGGAGAGUGCUUUGCACUCGCCCCGCAACCCCCUCACCCCCUCCUCUCUCUUUUCUCCCGCCCUCUUCCCCUGACGAUACCACUCCCCCCCCCACCUCUUGAGCUAGCUCGAGGGUGCUCACUAAUGUAACUGUAGAUCUACCGCAGCAGUUUUUUGUAUUUAGUUAAGACAAAAAAAAGAAAAAAUAGACCCUGAAAGAUAUGAAUAAUUUUUUUUUUUUAAGGAGGGGAGAAAGAAAACAAAGUGCCUGGGGGCGGUUCCUGCAUGUGUUUCGGGUGAAUGGACUACUGUUUUUGGUUCUUUCUCAUUUAUAUACCCCCCCUCCUCUCCCCUCUGCCCUUGUCACAGUUCUUCUCAAGCCUCGUCUUAUGUAAUUGUGGACUGGGUGAGUCUGCAGGAAGGUCUUUGAACUGGAAGUUGGUUAUCCCCCCCCCCUUUCCCUCCCUCCUGCCGCCCCCCCCCCCUAAGUUGACUCCUGUUGCUGGUCACUGGCUCUCUUUUUUUUCAUUGGGAAGGAAGUCUUGAUAUCAAACUGAUCAUUAAACCUGUAAGACUUUGGCCCCGCCUCCCGGCCUUCAUCUUCUCUGGGGAUCUGGGGGGAUUUCCAGCAUUCCCAUCAUGCAGUUCUGCAUCCUGCAACACGACAAAGUCGGAUUUCCAAGCUAUUUUAUUUUACACCCCCACAGAAAACAACAACUUUAGUACCUGCUCUGAGGAGACUGUACUCAUUACAUUUUUCUUUUGCUUUCUUUAUUUGAUAAUUAUUUUUUAUUAAUGUUAUUAUUACGGUUAUUAUUGCUUGUCACUGCUUUAUUUAACUUAUCAGAACAUAUUUAUUGCUGAUCAUAUGCAUUUUUUUUGGUUAAUUUUGUUUUUUGUAUUUAUCUGGAUAAUGAACAAUAGAAUAUAUUUUCUUUUAUGUUAAAUUAUGAUCUUCCAUAUUAAUCUAAAGAUUGUGAAGACGUUUUUGUCAGUUUUCCUUUUUUCACAGUUUAAUAUAUUGUACUUCAAUGACUUUUUGUUCUGCAACUACACUUUGUCAAAAAUGAACCUUAAUUUAAAGCAACAACAAAAAAGAAAUGCAAAAAAAAAAGAUGGGUUUUUUUGCGUUUUGAUUAUUUAUUGUACUUUUUUUCCUUACUCCCCCAUAUCGGACUGCAAUUCCACCUCUACUAGAUUUGCUUGUAUUCAUUCCCGACAUCUUGCCCCUUCACGUAACCGACGGUAACGGUAGCUAACCGUUAUUACAUUAUUAACUCUUCAAUACUUGGGUCGACGGUAGAAUUUUAAAGAAGGGGGGGGGGGGCUGCUGGGAGACGUCCCACUGGUUUAGGGGCGUCUCCCAGUCGGGACUGGUUUUUGUUGAACUGUCAGUUAUUACACCACCCCCCCCCCCCCCCCGUCUGUUAUUACAAGCAAUAGCUGUGACCAAAUGGGUUCAUUUGAUUGGAUGCUUGACGCUCUUGCUUGGGCCCGCUCUCGACCAUUGGAAGUGCCUCUUUGAAUACAUUCCAGGUAGCUAAGGCGCCUCUGCCUUUUUUAUAUUUGAUUUAAAAAAUGGAGGACAAUUGAAAAGUCACUCUUGUUUCCUACACGUGUUUGGGGACGAGGUGAACACACAUUUUUGACACAAAGAAAGUAAAACAGUUGAAUGUAUUUUUUCAGCCAUGUUUUUUUCACUACAGUAAUUUCUGUGAGUUUAUAUGAAAACCUGUUUUUUGUUCCCCCCCCCCCUCCCCCUCUUGUAAAGUAUUGAUCGCAGUUAAGUCAAUAAACCCCGUAUUUUUUGAAAAGUUAAA